Acanthaster planci (crown-of-thorns starfish) is the source of this 1570-nucleotide messenger RNA. RefSeq lists its product as uncharacterized. The record is from RefSeq and is a predicted model, not a curated record. NCBI's taxonomy places the organism in Eukaryota, Metazoa, Echinodermata, Asteroidea, Valvatida, Acanthasteridae.
AAAGUAUGGUGGUCCAGAAGCCAUAGAGCAAGACCUCCAACGCCGCAUUGAAGAUUUCCCCAAACUUUCUCAGCGAGACAAUGACAAACUCCUGCAGUAUGGACACUUGCUCAUGGAGAUUGAGUAUGUGAAAGAUGGUGGUAACUGCCCAGGGUUGCUGCAUCUGGACUCUGGAAGGGGAUUGCGUCGCCUGGUUCAGAAGCUGCCUUACAAUCUUCAAGAAAAAUGGUUAAUGGAGGGUGCCCGGUAUAAGGAGAAGCAUCAAGUAACCUUUCCACCCUUCAAGGUGUUUAGCGAGUUUGUCCGGUACCAGGCCAAGGUGCGCAAUGAUCCAAGCCUCACGAUGCCUCAUGAUCUCAAGCAACAUGACAUGCAAAAGAGAGCUGUCAAUGUCAGAGCAACAGAAGUCAAGACGGUCAUUCAGCCACAGGAUGGAGAGCGCUGUCCCAUCCACAAGAAAAAUCACCCCAUCUUGAAGUGCAGAGCAUUUCUCGCCAAGAGUCCACCUGAAAAGAAGGCUGUCCUCAAGGAGCACCGACUGUGCUUCAGGUGCUGCCAGCCACACCAUGCGGCCCGUGAAUGCAAGGCCAGUGUAAAGUGUGACUCAUGUGGCAGUAAACGGCACAUGACAAUUCUUCAUCAUGACCAGCACAGUGAGCCGGUGGACAAGCCACAGGAACCAAAUUCUCAACCUACUUUGUCUCAGCCCCAAAUUACGAGUGCCUGCUCUAAGGUGAGAGGCACAACAUGCAGCUCUGGAAAGUCACGUGCAAAAAUUGUUCCAGUCCUAGUGAAGUCUAAGAAAGACCAAAGCACUUGCGUCAAGACAUAUGCUAUCAUAGACGAACAAAGUAAUAAAACAUUAGCAACUCACCAGCUGCUUGACAAGUUUAAUAUUGACUACAGAGAGGUGCAUUAUACCCUACGUACCUGCAGUGGAGAAGAGUCGGCACAUGGCAGGUGGGCAGACGACUUCAUAGUUCAAGAUAUUCGUGGCACUGUGAGUUUGGACUUACCUGUUGUUACCGAAUGCUCUCUCAUCCCAGAUUUCAAAGAUGAAAUUCCUUCACCUGAUGUGGCCAGGGCAUACGAUCACCUGAAAGGUAUUGACAUACCGGAAAUUGACCAGAACUGCACAGCAACUCUGUUGAUAGGGAGAGACGUGCUAGAGGCACACCACGUCCUGGAACAAAGGAUCGGGCCCCUUGGUGCACCAUUUGCCCAGAAGAUGAAGCUUGGCUGGGUUAUCAUUGGUGAAGUGUGCCUUCGGGGUGUCCAUACAGGUGACGGCCAUCGGGACAAAAUUGUAUCCCUUCGAACUCAGGUGCUUUCCACAGGACGUCCAACUUUUCUUGAACAAUGUCCGAAUGAGUUCCAUGUGAAGCAUUUGUUUGACAAUGAAGCUGACGGUGUUAGCCUGUCCAUUGAAGAAAAGCAGUUUGUUGACCUCAUGGAGAAGGAAGGAAACCUUCAACACGGCAAGUGGACAGCACCAUUACCCUUCAAAGAGCCAAGAGUCCGACUGCCCAAUAAUCGGCAGCAAGCUUUGAAGAGAGCUCAAAUUCUCUGA